CCCGGCUUGAUUUGAUCUAUGAUUGGUUUUAUUUAGAAACAAUUAAUUUUGAUCCUCUGAUUUGUGUUAAUGUAAUUGAUGAUAAUUGUUGAUUAUGUGUUCCGAGGCUGUGUUAAAGUAUUUGCAGUCCACUAAUCGUCCAUAUUCAGUAAAUGAUAUAUUUCAAAAUCUACAUAAUGCUUUCAGUAAAAAUGUCAUCCAAAAAUCAUUGGAUGAACUUGCUGAGAAAGGUUCAAUUAAAGAGAAAGUAUAUGGUAAACAAAAGAUUUAUUGUGUGAUUCAAACAACUGAGGAUGUAGGUAAUGAAGAUGAGCUUUUUGAAUUAAAUGAAUUAAUUGAAAAGAAAUCCAAAGAAGCUCAUCAGUUAGAUCAAGAGAUUAAACUUCUGGAGUUGAAGUUGAAAGAAUUACAGUCUCAACCAACCACUCAACAGGCUGAGGCAGAUAAUGAGAGAUUGAGGAAAUCAAAUGCUCUAUUAAAAGACAAAUUAAAUCAGCUUAGGAAGGGAGUUUCAAUUAUUUCCAAAGAGGAAUGGAAAAAAAAGGAAGAAGAACUCAACAAAGUUACCAAGGAAUGUAAAAAAAGAAGCAGGUGGCUCAAAGACAUGACAGAUGCAGUUCUAGAGAAUUACAAUUCAUCGAAAAAUCAAUUAUAUGAUGAGAUUGGAAUUGAAAUGUGAUGUACAGAUAUUAAGUUAUUGUAUUAUUUAAUUUUUAUACUCAAUUUUGUUACUUAAAUUUAUUUUAAAAAUAAAUAUAUAUUAGUUUA
Molecule: messenger RNA, 768 nt
Organism: Nezara viridula (southern green stink bug)
Lineage: Eukaryota; Metazoa; Arthropoda; Insecta; Hemiptera; Pentatomidae
Source: the annotation of a GenBank genome assembly